AUGAUCACUCGGCCCCUCCGAGAUCUCGAGACCGUCAGUGCAUUUCGUACCGAGACGAGCGUGGUUCAGCGUGGCCGACGACGAGAAGCUGUCGGCGUCUUUGCGGGGCGCAAGGCUCUGCCACACCUCUGUACCAAUCUUGCCGAGGUUCACCCGUUCAAGCCCACGCUGCGAGGAACCGUGUGCGCUGUGCUCGAAGAUGAUGAUCCUGCACUUUGCCCCGUGUCGGCCAUCGGCGAGGUACGAACCGGCUGCCGGCCAAGAGUCUCCACCACGACGGAGUCGAAAGCAGCCUCGGAAGAUCGCCUCACCACCGCCUUGGCGUCGCCGGUCAACCGCACGCACGUCGACGGAGUUGCAACCAGCGUCGGAAAAUGCACCAGAGCGGCAAAUGGCCUUGAUAGUUCGCAGAUCGACCCGAUGCACCUUAACGAAAAUUCGGAAGCCGGACACACGCGCGUGCGUGCACCCGCCGCUGCCAACCGCGCAUGA
Molecule: messenger RNA, 492 nt
Organism: Moesziomyces antarcticus
Lineage: Eukaryota; Fungi; Basidiomycota; Ustilaginomycetes; Ustilaginales; Ustilaginaceae
Exons: 4
Coding region: 1-492 (163 amino acids)
Source: RefSeq, a predicted model, not a curated record